AGUGCUACAUUGACCCAGCAACUGGGCACAAGUGUUAUUCAAAGCCAGAGCUGUCUCGAUAUCUCGAUGGUGUAAAGUGCAACAGUGGCAAAACGAAGGAGGACAUUGGCUCUAUUAGCAACGUUGUGGAUGAGACUAUCUCUGUGGAAGGGCUACCACCAGGAUGGAUUAAAGCAAUAAGGACUAGGAAAUAUGGGAAUGGUAAAAGGAAAGACCCGUAUUACAUUGAUCCCAAAAGUGGAUACAUGUUCCGUUCCACAUUGGAUGCUAAGCGAUAUCUGGACACUGGUGAUAUUGCUAUAUGCAAAAUCAAGCCACAGAAAAGGGACAUGGAUAUGGUGCCGAAAAAUGAUGACGUCUGGGUAAGGAUGCCUUUGUUUGUAAUCAAAUUACUUGGUGCUUUAUUGUUGCUGCAGUUUUUAUCAAUUCCCUUCUGUAUCCCGUUUCCAAAUGUUCCAGUUUCACACGUCCCUUUUAUUUGAAAGCACAGGUGGUGGUCACUGGUGGAGUAUUAGUACUUUUUUAUAAGACGUUCAUAUGAGUACUAGUUGAUCUUAUCUUGGACAAAUGUUGUAAAGAUAUAUCUGUAUGCUGCAGGGGUAAUGCACGGUUGCAUUAAAAAACUUAAUCUGAGGCAAAGCCGCAAAGCUAAAGUUAGAAUUAUUACCUGUUUAUUUUAAUAUUAACACUUGCAUGUACAACAGUACAGGCACUUUGCUUCCAGUAUUGUCAUACUUGGUGAAUGUACAUGCACUCCGGCAAAUGCAGAGGAACUUGCACCUACACACACUUGAAUACGGAGACGCCUAUAAAUGCACAAUACACAAGGCGGACUUAGUAUUCCAUUUAUCAUGUCUCUUUGUGCUUUUCUCUUUUUGCUUGGCACUUUAUGCUCUCACCUUGAAUUGCCAUGUGUAGACAAUGAAUGAGACCAUACAACAUCCUCCAACUUUAGAAAGAUUAUCAUUGAAGCUUUUUUUUUUAAAUAGAUCUUUCUUUGGGCAGUAUUAUUAUUUGCCUGGUGAUACCUUUUCUAUCUCAUUUAUUUUUUGGUAUGUUGCAGUGCUACAUUGAUCCAGUGUCUAGAAGCAAAUUUUACUCAAAGGCAGAGCUGUCUCAAUAUCUUGAAACUGUAAAGUGCAACAAUGGAACACCCAAAGAGAAGGAAAUAGACACUGGUUCUAUUAGCAAUUCUGCAGUGAAAAUAGAUGAAUCUCCUGAGUGGUUACCUCAUGGAUGGAUUAUGGAAGUGAAAACUAAAAAGAAUGGUUCACAAUACAAGUGCUAUAUUGACCCAGCAACUGGUCACAAGUGUUAUUCAAAGCCAGAGCUGUCUCGAUAUCUCAAAGGUGUCAAGUGCAACAGCGGCAAAACCAAGGAGGACAUUGGCUCUAUUAGCAACGUUGUGGAUGAGAUUCUCUCUUUGGAAGGGCUUCCACCAGGAUGGAUUAAAGCAAUAAGGACUAGAAAAUAUGGGAAUGGUAUAAAGAAAGACCCGUAUUACUUUGAUCCUGAAAGUGGAUACAUGUUCCGUUCCACAUUGGAUGCUAAGCGAUAUCUGGACACUGGUGAUAUUGCUACAUGCAAAAUCAAGCCACAGAAAAGGGACAACAACGAUAUGGUGGCACCGAAAAAUGAUGACAUCUGGUGCUACAUUGAUCCAGCAACUGGAAGCAAAUUUUACUCGAAGGCAGAACUGUCUAAGUAUCGCGAAACUGUACAGUGCGACAGUGGAACAGCCAAAGAGAAGGAAAUAGACAUUGGCUCUAUUAGCAAUUCUGCAGUGAAAAUAGAUGAAUCUCCUGAGUGGUUGCCUCGUGGAUGGAUUAUGGAGGUGAAAACUAAGAAGAGUGGUUCACAAUACAAGUGUUACAUUGAUCCAGCAACUGGGUACAAGUGUUAUUCAAAGCCAGCGCUGUCUCGAUAUCUCAAAGGUUUUAAGUGCAACAGUGGCAAAGCCAAGGAGGACAUUGGCUGUAUUAUCAAUCAUGACCUUGGUGGUUCAACUGGAGAGGAGUCCUCUUUGAAGCCAGAUGUUUCUCAAAUUAGCAAAGAUGUUGUGGACAAGACACUCUCUCUGGAAGGGCUACCACCAGGAUGGAUUAAAGAGAUAAGGAAAAGAAAAUACGCGAGUGGUACAAAAAAAGAUCCGUAUUACAUUGAUCCUGAAAGUGGAUACAUGUUCCGCUCCACAUUGGAUGCUUUGCGAUAUCUGAAAACUGGUGGUAUUGCUACAUGUAAAAUGAAACCAAAGAGAAUGGACGUCAACGAUAUGGUGCUUAAACAUGAGGACAUCUGUGCUCCAUCCGCAGUUGGAGGGAAGAAAAGGAAGCAUUCUACUUCCAAAAGACGACUAUUUGAAGGUAAAGAAAGAAGCGGUAGUAGUGGCUUAGCAGCAUUCGAAGCCAAGAGCUCAAAGGAAAGGCGAACCAAUGGUUUUAAGAGAAAACAUGGUUUGACAGUGUCUGAAAACGGGUCUGCUUCUACUCCUGCAACUGAUAUUUUUCCAGAGGAGACAUUGCCCCAGAAUGUGAUGGAAGAGAAUAGCAAGAAAAAGACGUGGAUUGGCUCGAGGAAUUCCAUGGAAAGAGGGCUUAGGCGAACUUCAAAAAGGCUUGCUGGGAUUAAACCUGAGAUUCAGGACAAAUUGGAAUCAAGUGAAAGUGCUCUGGCUGCAGCCAGGAAGUCCACUGAAAUAGAAGCCAAUCCAUCUCCCACUUUGGUCCUGGAUGGUGCAGCUAAUAGAGUGCCCGAGCUUGUGACAGAGCUAGAAGCAGAGACCACAAAAGGUCAUGCUUCCAUAGACAAAGAAGCUGUGUUGGAUAUAGAACCAUCGAUCGAAAACAAAAGGCCUGUGGAUAUAUCGCAAGUGUCACUAGGAAUGCAGACAACUGAGAAACAAGAUGAGGGGAAGCCAGAAUCCCAAGAUUCUCGAGGCUUAUAUUCAUUGGGAGACUCUUGGUCAGAUCCAUGUCUAGACUUUGCAUUCAAGACUCUUACAGGGGCAAUACCAGUUGAAGAUAAUCCAAUUCAGGGGCAUCUCCAGCAACAACCUGACCCUUCUUCUAUCCAAGAAGAGGGUUGUUUUGGACUGCCCGAGUCUGGCAUGCCCAGCUUUUUCCAAAAUGAUGUUCCAGCUCAGGUUGAUUCACCCGAGAAACGUGUGCCCCCGCUGAAUCCUGCAUUCGUGCCCCAGGGAAAUGCCAACAUACCCGGCUGCAGCUGGCUUCGUCCUCAGCAACCUAGCUUGGACCCGGGGACCAGCAACAUCAGACAAGGGUGAAAAUAAGAGGUUGGCAAAUUUUGCCCUCUAGGUGCGCUAGCUUAUGAAGCUGAAAGAUGGAUAAUUUUUUGCAGAGAACAUACAGCUUGCUAGCUAUAAACCCUGGAUAAUGUUUUGGCACCUGUUAAAUAUUUUCUUUCGAAUCUGUGCUUUUUCCUACAUCCUUUAAUGUGGUAAUCGAUAUCUUGAGAUGCCACCAGGUUGAAGCCAAUCGUGGAAAAAUUAAAAGAUAAAAGAGAUUUCUAACACUACAAGAAUUAGG
Ilex paraguariensis (yerba mate) is the source of this 3545-nucleotide messenger RNA. The record is from the annotation of a GenBank genome assembly. Lineage: Eukaryota; Viridiplantae; Streptophyta; Magnoliopsida; Aquifoliales; Aquifoliaceae.